Messenger RNA from Talaromyces stipitatus ATCC 10500, 231 nucleotides. RefSeq lists its product as uncharacterized. The record is from RefSeq and is a predicted model, not a curated record. NCBI's taxonomy places the organism in Eukaryota, Fungi, Ascomycota, Eurotiomycetes, Eurotiales, Trichocomaceae. Gene Ontology annotation, molecular function: transferase activity. The transcript is spliced from 2 exons. Bases 1 to 231 code for a protein of 76 amino acids.
AUGGCUGUUACUCGUAUGUUUCAGUUGGGAACUUUUAUCAGUGUAUUAGAAGCUGGCGUACUUGGCCUCUGUACAGAAGCAUUUUCAGCAGCUGCUGUCAGCUGCAGUUACAGCACAGUGGACCUCGUUCCGCUUGCUGUUGAUGCAGUAACCGCGAAAUUUAGAACAGGAAUCGUUGUGACUGAGAUCGCGCAGAGUCUUGCAACAUGCGUCAACGACGAACAGAGUUAG